AGAAGUAGAAGGGGUUGCUGCUAUGCAACUCUUAAAGGGAUAAGAGAAUCCCUCCCGCGAAAAGUAAGAGAACGAGAUGGGGACAACAACCACCAAUGCGCAAGUUAGCACCAGCCACUUCAACUCCAGGUUUCGCCUGAAUAGUGUGCCGCAGUUAACGCCGGGGAGAAGGUUAACGGUAAGGUGCGCAGUGUUCCCCCAUGAACAGAGGCAAAGCAGGCGAUUGGUCUCCAUCUCUCUCGUCCUCUUUCAUUGUCUAUCUAUCCCUAAAGAUGCUGUUGCCAGCCCAUUUGAUAAAUACGUGAAAAGGAAAAAGCUUGAACCUUUGGAGGCUUAUGUGCCUGCUAUUAUCUUGACAGAAAUGCAGAUUAAAGAAUUAGGUAAAACACUGGAAGCAGACCAGCCUCAGUAUGCUGCAUGCAGGAGUCUUUUACGUGCGGGCCCAGCAGCAUCACUACGUAUGAACAUUCGAGCCGUAGCACAGUAUGCAAAUGAAGUUGGCAAUGAUCAAAAGGCUUCCGAUGAUGUGGAUCAAUGUCUCAGAGCUUUGGAAGAACUUGACUCACUGUUGCUACAUGCAUCAAGAAAUGAACCAGGAGCUUCGGUUAAGUCAAUGAAGUCAAAUAUCGGCAUAGCUGUUAAUGCGUUAAACAGCCUGCUUCAAACUGUUCCGACUGAUGUACUGGAAAAGGGAAAGGCUAUAGCUGAUGCAUACAACACUCCUGAAGAAGAUUAUCCACCAGAAAAUUUAGAUCCAAAGUUGAAGCAGCUGGAGUCGAUACUGUGAUGACGUCAACUGAAUUUGGUGUGUACCGUUUGUGAUUACAGCCAUGCAGCCACCGUAUUUUUGUAAUUACGGUUGGGAUCAAUAAUAUGUUGAGGCGAAAUAGGUACAUAUGUAACUGUACUAGCACACUUAAAAAUACGUCGAUUACGUGUUUGUAAUUUCAUGAUGAUAUAUCUUCUAACAUUGUAAGUUUUAUUGAUGUUCAAUCACUUAAUUUCCAUCAUAAACUAUUGUGUGAGAAGUUCUAUUACUGAAUAUUGUUUUGAAGCACA
Molecule: messenger RNA, 1059 nt
Organism: Helianthus annuus (common sunflower)
Lineage: Eukaryota; Viridiplantae; Streptophyta; Magnoliopsida; Asterales; Asteraceae
Exons: 7
Coding region: 77-787 (236 amino acids)
Source: RefSeq, a predicted model, not a curated record